AACCUAUGCGCUAUUCGGACGUAUUAGCACAAAACAGUAACGUUCCAACAGGUGCCCCGACCGGUAGUGAGUGAGUGAUUAAUUAACCUAACGAACGAAAAUCAUUAAUUCGAAGAGACGGAGUGUAGUAGAACGAACAGUGAAGCAACAUUGCCAGCCAGCGCCACUGAAUUCGGUCAGCCGAUCAGCCGAUAGUGUCACUCGUCGUCAGUCGUAGGAAGCAGCCCAGCUCCGGAUUCCGGUAGUAGCCAUCAUGGGCAACGCCUGCUCGAGUAAUUCCAAAAUUCAAUCUCCGGUGCCCGGUGGUAGAUACCAGCCUGAGAACGAAAAAACGCACACCACAGCAACCUGCAUGACCAACGGCAUCAGCACCAGUGGCUCCCGUAAUGCAGCGCCAGCAGUCUGUGGUGAACUGUCAAACAGCAAGGAAGCACUCCGGAGCAGCAGCAAGCAGACCGCUCUAGCAGCAGGCAGUACCAUCUGUAACAACACCAGCAUGAGUGAAGCAAGUCGCGACCGUCUUGGCCAGUGGCCAGUGGAAUCCGAUGCCGAGGUGGCCGGCGGAGUGCCCGGAUUUGCGCGUCUCCGCAACGGACGCUUCAACAAGGGUCUUGCGUUUACGAUCGAAGAGCGUCAAUCGUUGGGCAUCCACGGUUUGCUGCCCGCCAACGUCCGCUCCGAGGAGGAACAGCUGAAGCACUGUUUGGUUCUGCUGAAUCGCUAUGAGAACGAUCUGGACAAAUACAUUUAUCUGGUGAGCUUGAUGGAUCGUAACGAGCGCCUGUUCUAUCGGGUGCUGGCGUCGGAUAUUGGCAACAUGAUGCCACUGGUGUACACACCGACCGUCGGUUUGGCUUGCCAGAAGUACAGCAUGAUUUUCCAGCAGCCAAAGGGUAUGUACAUCACGAUCAACGACAAAGGACACGUGUACGACGUGUUGAAGAACUGGCCCGAGACGGACGUACGUGCCAUCUGCGUCACGGAUGGCGAGCGCAUUCUAGGCUUGGGAGAUUUGGGUGCCAACGGAAUGGGAAUUCCAGUCGGAAAGCUUGCCCUCUACACGGCUCUGGCUGGUAUCAAACCGCACCAGUGUCUGCCAAUCACGCUGGACGUGGGAACCAAUACUCAAAGCAUCCUGGAUGAUCCCCUGUACGUGGGACUCCGACAUAAGCGCGUCACCGGAGAGGUUUACGAUGAGUUCAUUGAUGAAUUCAUGCAGGCUGCAGUUCGUCGCUUUGGCCGCAACUGCUUGAUCCAGUUCGAAGAUUUUGCCAACUCGAACGCUUUCCGGUUCCUGGAUAAAUAUCGUGAUGACUAUUGUACCUUCAACGAUGACAUCCAAGGUACGGCAUCAGUUGCCGUUGCCGGACUGCUGGCGUCGCUGCGUGUGACUAAAACUAAACUGAGUGAGAACAAGGUCCUGUUCCAGGGUGCUGGCGAAGCCGCUCUCGGCAUCGCCGAACUAUGUGUUAUGGCCAUGCGCAAGGAUGGCAUGAGCGAGAAGGAAGCUCGUCAGCGAAUUUGGCUGGUUGACAGCAAAGGUCUCAUCGUAAAGGAUCGCCCAAAGGGCGGAAUCUCCGGCCACAAGCACCGCUUCGCUCAUGAGCACGCCCCGGUCGAUACUCUGGCCGAAGCCGUCAAGGAGCUGAAACCAACGGUGAUCAUUGGGGCGGCAGCUAUCGCCGGCGCCUUCACACCGGAAAUCCUUCGUUCGAUGGCCGAAAUCAACGAACGGCCGAUUGUGUUUGCCCUGUCGAAUCCGACGAGCAAAGCCGAGUGUACCGCGGAGCAAGCGUACGAAAACACGGACGGUCGUUGCGUGUUCGCUUCCGGAUCGCCCUUCGCCCCCGUUACGUUCAAGGGUAAAAGCUACCAUCCCGGACAGGGCAAUAACUCGUACAUUUUCCCCGGUGUUGCUCUCGGUGUGAUUUGCGCCGGUGUCGCGACCAUCCCAGAGGACAUUUUCCUCAUAUCCGCCCAACGCUUGGCGGAGAUCGUUACCGAGGCUGAUCUGGAACAGGGCAGUCUGUACCCACCGCUGGAAUCGAUUCAGGAUUGUUCGAUUAAAAUUGCCGUCCGCAUUAUGGAGUACGCGUACCAAAAUGGACUCGCCUGCACAAAGCCGGAACCGAGCGAUAAGGAAGCGUUCGUACGUUCCCAGAUGUACGACCUGAGCUACAAGUCGGCCCUGCCGGCGAUCUAUCCUUGGCCUAAGUUGUAAACUAAACAGGGAAAAAACUAUUUGUGACGUUCAUUUCUGUAUUUUGCCUAGCAAACGAUUUCAAACGCGGGUUUCACAACUGUGAGUGGUUAUAUUUGGAUUAUGUUAGAUUGAUUGUAGGAAAGAAGAGAUAUUGCUGUAUAUUGUUUUAAAUGCCGUAGGUUAAUUUAGGUGAAAUGAUUUCUGUCAGAUCCAAAUGAGCUAGUGCUAAAACUGUGGCGUUCAUCUUUUGUUUCUCAUCUAAUUGCUAAUGUAUUAUCAUGUUUACUGUUUUUGUUAUUUCAUUGUACGUCUCCUCCGUACUCCCUCAGCAUCACGUAAAAUACAUACAUAAGGAAAGCUUCUAAUCCGUAAUUUAUUCGAUCCAAUCUAUUUUAUAAGAUAAUACUGCUGAACCAACUGUAAGAUGUGCGGUCAAGCGCUGACCAAUUAAUAGUUCCACAAAUAAAUGUCUAAAUGGCUAUCAAC
Sabethes cyaneus is the source of this 2689-nucleotide messenger RNA. RefSeq names its product NADP-dependent malic enzyme (gene Men). Gene Ontology annotation, biological process: malate metabolic process; pyruvate metabolic process. Gene Ontology annotation, molecular function: NAD binding; malate dehydrogenase (decarboxylating) (NADP+) activity; malate dehydrogenase (decarboxylating) (NAD+) activity. Bases 254 to 2221 code for a protein of 655 amino acids. Gene Ontology annotation, cellular component: mitochondrion. The transcript has 4 exons. The record is from RefSeq and is a predicted model, not a curated record. Lineage: Eukaryota; Metazoa; Arthropoda; Insecta; Diptera; Culicidae.